AUGCAAUAAAGUAAAUUGAGAACUGUUUCACCUAUGUAAUGCUAAUAUAUUUCAACACCAUCAAAUUGUUCUGUUGGCGGGGCAUUUAAAAGAAGUAAAACCUUAAAAACACAAUCACCUUAUUCUUCCUAAAACAAAGAGACUCUUAACAAUCUAACUUAAGGAGAGCCCGAUAAAAACAAAAAUAGAUGCAAAGAAAUUAGUAUUGAAGUGGCAAAAUUUUUAUAAUAAAUCAAUAGAAAUGAAAGCAACUAUCCUUCCAUGUAUUCCUCUAAUGUAGGAAUUGAUAAUAAAAAUCAUGAGGAGAGUCUAGUAGCAUAAUAAUAAAAGUUAUAAUAACAAAAUCAAUCAUUACAAAAUAAAUGUUUAAUAAAACAAUAAGAGAUUGAUCAAUGGAAAUAAAAAUACGAAUAAACUGCUAAGUAAUUAAAUGAAUUAAAGAGUAAAUAUGAUGAGGAUAUUAAAAUAUUAAAUUAGGAGAUAUAAGCAGUUAAUGAACGAAUUACGUCAUGUGAGUAAUAAAGAAACUAUAGUUUUUUUGAUUAAAAAGCUACAGGGGAUAAUUUAACCAAUAUGAGUAUAUAGACAUUCUAAAGAUCAAUAAAUGAGAAUGAAAAUUAGAUUGAAUAAAAUAAACUAUUAGAUGAAAUAUCAGAAAAAAAUACAAUCAUUAACAGUUUGACUUUCACCUUAGAGAAAACAAAAAUAGAAGUCUCUGAAGCUUAAUUAAGAUCUAAUGGAGAAAUAGAAUAGCUAAAAAGCAAAAUUAAUUAGAUUCAAUAGUAAUAAAUGAAAAUGGAAUUCAAUUAAAAUUCAGAGAUUUAGAAGAUUAAAGUAGCUUAUAACAAUUAGAUAGAAAUAUUAAAGGAAGAAAUCAAUUAAUUAAAAUGUUUGAUAGAAAUCAAAAACUAAGAAAUACAGAAUAUAAAUAACUAAAAUUAAAGAUUAAAGUAUUAGAUAGAUUAAGAAAGUAAUACACUCUAAUAAGAUAAUGAUAUCUUGAGGUUUUAAGUAAUUAAAAAAGAAUAACAAUAUUAAGAAGAUAUUAAUCAAACCAAGUCUAAUUAUUUGUCAUUAUAAUAAAAUGAAAUAAAUUCAAUUAAAUAAAGUUCAUAAAAACAACUCUCUGAUUUAGAUACUAAAAUUAAAGAUUUAAAGGAGUUAUUAUCUUAUAAUAAUACAGAAUAAUAUUAAUUGAUAAUAGAUAGAUUAAAAUAGAGAGACCAUUACGAAAUUGAAAAUUAAAGAUUGAAUAGUAUAAUAGAAGAUCUAAAUAAACGGUUAUUAUUAUAAAGGUAAUAGUCAUAAAGUCUUAAUACUGAAUCUAUUAGGAAAAUUUAAGACCUUCAAAUUUAAUGCCAAAUGUUACUUGAAGAAACAAAUUAGAAAAUGGAAUAAAUACAAAUAGAGAAUACAUUUUUGAAAAAUUAAAUUGUAUAAAAAGAUAAUGAGAUUAAUAAUUUUGAAAAUAUUUACAAAAAAUUAAAUACUUAUAAGGAGAAUCUUACAAAACUAUAGGAAGAGAACUCAAUUAUUUUAAGUCAUUAUGAAUAAUAAGUGAAGUAAAUAUAAAAAGAAAAGGAAACUUAAAUAUAUUAAUUGUAAAGAAAUUUUGAAAGUCAAUUAAAAUAAUAUGAUUUUUAAUUACAAAAUUUAAUUAAUGAGAAAUUAUAAUAUAUGUAAAUGUUAGAAAUAAAGAAUUAAGAAUGUAUAGAUUUAAAUUUAGAAGUGAAUAAUUUAUAAUUAUAGUAAAAGAAUAUAAAAAUUGAUAAUGAAUUAUUAUACAGUAAAUUGAUAACUUUAACUAAUUCUUAAGAGUCUAACAGAAUCAUAAAUGAUCCACUCAAUAAUACAAUAUAAAUUAAAAGAAUGACAGAAUAAAUAUCCCUUUUACAAAGUGAAUUAAUGAUAAAAAAUAAAGAAUUAACUUAAAUCAUAGAUAAAUAUUAAUAAUUGGAGCAAAUUCAUUGUAAAAAUCAGAUAAAAUAAAAUGAUUUGAAUCUAAAUGAGAUAAUGUAAAAAUAAAUAAGAAACAUUGAUCAAGUAAUAAAUUAAUGA
Paramecium pentaurelia is the source of this 2058-nucleotide messenger RNA. NCBI's taxonomy places the organism in Eukaryota, Ciliophora, Oligohymenophorea, Peniculida, Parameciidae. The record is from the annotation of a GenBank genome assembly.